Messenger RNA from Phanerochaete carnosa HHB-10118-sp, 1074 nucleotides. RefSeq lists its product as uncharacterized. Gene Ontology annotation, molecular function: GDP binding; GTPase activity; GTP binding. Bases 73 to 720 code for a protein of 215 amino acids. Gene Ontology annotation, biological process: signal transduction. NCBI's taxonomy places the organism in Eukaryota, Fungi, Basidiomycota, Agaricomycetes, Polyporales, Phanerochaetaceae. The record is from RefSeq and is a predicted model, not a curated record. Gene Ontology annotation, cellular component: plasma membrane. The transcript is spliced from 7 exons.
CAACCUUUUCCCUCCUCGCCGUCCUUUCCUUCAUCUUCCUAAUUUCCUACAACCGUACGAGGCGAAGAUACCAUGUCUAGGGCUCAAUUCUUGAGAGAGUACAAGCUCGUGGUCGUCGGUGGUGGUGGUGUCGGCAAAUCGUGUCUCACCAUUCAGUUCAUUCAGAGUCACUUCGUCGAGGAAUACGACCCGACCAUUGAAGACUCAUACCGCAAGCAGUGCGUCAUCGACGACGAGGUUGCGCUGCUUGAUGUCUUGGAUACGGCCGGUCAAGAAGAAUACGGUGCGAUGCGAGAGCAAUACAUGCGGACCGGCGAAGGCUUCUUGCUCGUAUACUCGAUCACGUCGCGAAACUCGUUCGAAGAAAUCAGCACAUUCUACCACCAGAUCUUGCGCGUGAAAGAUCAGGAUACGUUCCCGGUCAUCAUUGUUGCAAACAAGUGCGAUCUGGAGUACGAACGGCAGGUGGGAAUGAACGAGGGCCGUGAUCUUGCCAAACAUUUUGGGUGCAAGUUCAUCGAGACGUCGGCGAAGCAGCGUAUCAACGUCGAUGAGGCAUUCACGAACCUCGUCCGCGAGAUUAGAAAGUACAACAAGGAACAACAAACCGGUCGUCCAGGUCAACAGAGCGGUCUCCCGGGCGCACCAGGGUCCUUCAAUAACCCGAACGCAACCGACGAUGGCGCUGGUGGCUGCUGUGGUGGCUGCGUCGUGGCUUAAGCGGCUGAACGCCAACCGAUCCGAACGCUGUCGCGAUCGUUGUCGCAUGCCUUCUCUCUUCCGGCCCCCUCAUCCAUCAUGAUCUAUUUCUUGCUCGUUUGCUUUCUUGUCUCUUAUGGUUUUUCUCUCCCCUAGUAUUUUAUUCGCUGGCUCUGGUCUCCCUGUCGACUCUCUUGUGGUCGUGUCAUUCGUUGCCUUCCCAGGAUCGGAUAAUCUGGAAUAGAAACCAAAGGUUAUGUCGCACUCUAGGCUGCAUGUUCGUUACCUCCCUAGCGACCUUUCCUUGGUAGUCGAUGGUCAUCGGUAACUCCAAUGCAUAAUGCGCGUUGCGCGUCCUUGCAUCAUCGAAUGACG